Molecule: messenger RNA, 1218 nt
Organism: Naegleria lovaniensis
Lineage: Eukaryota; Heterolobosea; Eutetramitea; Acrasida; Naegleriidae
Exons: 1
Coding region: 1-1218 (405 amino acids)
Biological process (GO): glycolytic process; gluconeogenesis
Cellular component (GO): cytosol
Molecular function (GO): ADP binding; ATP binding; phosphoglycerate kinase activity
Source: RefSeq, a predicted model, not a curated record
AUGAACAAGAAGAGUAUUGAAGAUGUUAAUCUCUCUGGCAAGAGAGUACUUGUAAGAGUUGACUACAACGUUCCUCUCAAGAACGGUAUCAUCAAAGACAACACAAGAAUCAAAGAAACCAUUCCUACAUUGAAAUACAUUCUCGAUCACGGAGCAACACAAAUUGUACUGAUGAGUCAUCUCGGUAGACCUGACGGUAAGGUGGUUCCCGAUGCAUCGUUGGAACCUGUUGCUAAAGAGUUGGAAAAGUUGUUGGGUGAAUCUGUUAGAUUUGCAAAGGAUUGUGUUGGUUCUGACUCUGAGAAGGCUGUUCUCGAAGAGAAGGCAAAGAUUGUCUUGCUUGAAAAUCUCAGAUUUCACCCCGAAGAAGAGGUGUUGAAAGGAACCUCGGAUGAAGCCGUUGAGAAAUUUAGAGCACAGUUGGCCAAGUAUGGAGACGUUUAUGUGAAUGAUGCUUUCGGUACUGCUCACCGUCCACACUCCAGCAUGGUUGGAUUAAAGAGAUUAGGAACUUGCGUUUCUGGAUUUCUUUUGAAGAAAGAACUUGACUAUUUCCGUAAGGCUCUAGUUGAGCCACAACGUCCAUUUGUUGCAAUUCUUGGUGGUGCCAAAGUCAAGGACAAGAUCAAGUUGAUUGAAAACAUGCUGGACAAAGUUGACGAAAUGAUCAUCGUUGGAGGAAUGGCUUUCACUUUUAAGAAAGUGUGCUUUGGUGUAUCCAUUGGAAAGUCCUUAUUUGAUGAAGAAGGAUCAAAAAUUGUUGAAGGUUUGCUUGAAAAGGCAAAGAAGAAUGGUGUUAAACUUCACUUCCCAAUUGACCACGUUUGUGCAAACGCUGUAAAUGAUACUGCAGAGAAAUCUAUUUACACUGAUGAGCAAGGAAUCCCUGAUGAUUUGAUGGGAUUGGAUAUUGGCCCACAAUCUAUUGAGUUGUUCAAACAAGUCAUUUUAGGUGCCAAAACUUUGGUUUGGAACGGACCAGCAGGAGUAUUCGAGAUUAAGCAAUUUGCUACAGGCUCAGUUGGUUUGUUGGAUGCUGUUGCAACUGCAACUGAAAAAGGGUUAGUUUCAAUUAUUGGAGGUGGUGACACUGUCAGCUUGGUUUGCAAUAAUGGUGCUCAAAAUAAGGUGUCACACAUUAGCACAGGAGGAGGUGCAUCAUUGGAAUUAUUGGAAGGACGUAAACUUCCAGGAGUUGAGGCUCUUGAUGACAAAUAA